Molecule: messenger RNA, 598 nt
Organism: Nestor notabilis (Kea)
Lineage: Eukaryota; Metazoa; Chordata; Aves; Psittaciformes; Psittacidae
Gene: SSR3
Product: signal sequence receptor, gamma (translocon-associated protein gamma)
Exons: 5
Biological process (GO): SRP-dependent cotranslational protein targeting to membrane
Cellular component (GO): membrane; endoplasmic reticulum
Source: RefSeq, a predicted model, not a curated record
AUGCAGUUUGGAAGCCGGUGCCAUUUGGAAUAGCGGGCAGGAUGGUGGUUCUGUCGUCGGUAAAGAUGGACGAGCUGCCAGUCGAACACUGACGAGGCUUUAUUGGAGGAUAUGGCAUAUGGAUCUUGUUCAGUCUGCAGUCCUGUAUAGUGUAAUGACCCUCAUCAGUACCUAUCUAGUAGCUUUUGCAUACAAGAAUGUCAAGUUUGUUCUCAAACACAAAGUGGCACAGAAAAGAGAAGAUGCCGUUUCCAAAGAAGUUACUCGCAAGCUGUCUGAGGCAGACAAUAGGAAGAUGUCUCGUAAGGAGAAGGAUGAAAGAAUUCUGUGGAAGAAAAAUGAAGUUGCAGACUAUGAAGCAACAACUUUUUCUAUCUUUUACAACAAUACCCUCUUUCUGGUCUUGGUCAUCAUUGCUUCAUUUUUUGUGCUGAAGAACUUCAACCCCACUGUAAACUAUAUUCUUUCUAUAAGUGCUUCGUCUGGAUUGAUUGCUCUGCUGUCUACAGGAUCCAAGUAGUCAAAAAAACCUACAGCAGUUUAUUUCUGUGAGAGGGGUUCAACUGCCAUACAAAAGUUUAAGGGUGGAAUAGGAAUA